Molecule: messenger RNA, 362 nt
Organism: Plectropomus leopardus (leopard coralgrouper)
Lineage: Eukaryota; Metazoa; Chordata; Actinopteri; Perciformes; Serranidae
Source: RefSeq, a predicted model, not a curated record
UUGAUUCCCAGUACGAGCAGGUGGGGAAGGUCCAGUUGUGAUUGUCAUGGCGUGCACCAUGGCCCGUGCCCUCCACAAAAUGCAGAGGGACCUGUAUCCCCAAAACUCCAGCACCUGCCCCGAGAUGGACCCGACAGGAGGGAGGAAACUGCUCAGUUACAUCCGCAGCGUCAGCUUCAACGUGAGGUGCUCGUGUUGGCAGCACAGGGCGGCGAGCUCUCCUCCACAACGCAGGGUUUCCACUCACGGACCAUCAACAAGGUUAUUACUGUGACAGAGAGCGCUGCAGGACGGUGGCCGGCGGGGCGUUCAGGCAGAGUUUUUAUACGGUAAGAAACAUUAAAUUCAUACUGUUGUGUUAA